Molecule: messenger RNA, 2582 nt
Organism: Ziziphus jujuba (common jujube)
Lineage: Eukaryota; Viridiplantae; Streptophyta; Magnoliopsida; Rosales; Rhamnaceae
Product: LEAF RUST 10 DISEASE-RESISTANCE LOCUS RECEPTOR-LIKE PROTEIN KINASE-like 2.4
Exons: 4
Coding region: 64-2109 (681 amino acids)
Biological process (GO): protein phosphorylation
Molecular function (GO): polysaccharide binding; ATP binding; protein kinase activity
Source: RefSeq, a predicted model, not a curated record
UUCAAACUCUACGGUCAGUCUUCUGUGCCUCUUCUUACUUUGCCUUUUAACUUAGAAAAAGAUAUGCGAAUCUUUAGUAACUUUGUAGAAAAAAAUUGCAGAGUAAUUGGGAGAAAAAAAAUGGUUGCCAAACUCAUUUCCUUCUCACAAUCUUUUCGAUUUUCGUUUAUUUUAUUCUUCAUCAUCUCCAUUAUCAUCACAAUUCCUCUAAUAUCUUCAACCAGCUUCAAUGGAUUCUCCAGCUGUAUUAACCAAAUCAGCUGUGGAAACCUCACCAAUGUGGGAUUUCCUUUCUGGGGAGAUAGCAGACCAGAUGGUUGUGGGUACCCUUAUCUUCGUCUUGCAUGUGACAAAAACAUCACCACCAUAGACAUUAUCAAUGUGAAAUACCAAGUCUUGGAGCUGAAUCUGAGCAGCCAAAUCCUCAAACUAGCAAGAUCUGACUUGUUGGCUAGAUCUUGUGCUUCAACAUCAUUACCCACAGUGUUAGAUCCAACACUUUUUGAAUUUGCUCCAGGAUAUGGAAAUAUCAAUGUAUUCUAUGAUUGUUCCUCAGGAUUUUUCACUCUGUGUAGCACCACUGGGAAAAACGUCAGCUCCAUCGAAACUAGAUCGGCGCAAAAUGUGUCAUGUUCAACUCAUACAGUUGGGGGUACUGAAACCCGGAACUGUAAUUCUUCUCAAGUGGUUUCUCAUCAAUAUGGGUCUUCAUGCAGUUCUAGUAUGACUAUUGGGGUUUCUAAAAUUUACGACCACACAGAUACAGGGAAUCACUCCAGAAUCCAGGAGGCUCUGAGAGAAGGGUUUGAAGUGAAGUAUAAGGUGGAUAAUGAAUUUUGUAGUGGAUGUUCUGGAUCUGGAGGUGUUUGUGGUUAUGGGUUGGAGGCCAUGAAACCGACUUGUUUCUGCAAAAAUCAAGUUUCUUCUGCGCUUGAGACUUGCCUUCCUCCAUCAUCAAAGCCAGAACAAUCUGUCAAGCGAAAUUUGGCCAUAGCCGUUGUAGUUGGGAUCAUAAUACUCUCUAUUGUCUUCAUUUUCAUAUGUUGUAAGAGAGAAUGCAUAUUAGUGGCAAUUUUUCGGAACAGAAGAGGGGAUGUUGAUGCACUUCUAAACGAUGGAUCAUUUGCCCUGAAGAAAUAUAGUUAUUCGGAUAUUCAGAGAAUGACAAACUCAUUUUUGGAAAAAAUAGGAAAAGGAGGAUUUGGUACUGUAUACAAAGGACAGUUACCUGAUGGUCGUUUUGUUGCAGUAAAAGUCCUAAAUAAGUCCAAGGAUAAAGGACAAGAUUUUCUCAAUGAAGUUAGAACUAUUGGUAAAACUAAUCAUGUUAACAUAAUCUGUCUACUUGGAUUUUGUGAUGAGAGGACUAAAAAAGUCUUGGUGUAUGAGUACAUGCCCAAUGGCUCACUGGAUAACUUCAUACCUAAGAAAUUAGAAUCUUUGAACACAAGUUGCCAGCUUGAAUGGAAAAAAAUGUGCGAAAUUGCUUUGGGUAUUGCACGAGGACUAGAAUAUUUACACAAGUAUUGUGGCACGACCAUUUUGCAUUUGGACAUUAAGCCUCAAAAUAUUCUCUUAGAUGAGGAUUUUUGUCCCAAAAUCUCUGAUUUUGGACUCUCCAAACUAUCUCAAAAGAAAGAGACUAGUGUGCCAGUGGAGAAUCCUGGAGGAACACCAGGAUUCAUUGCACCUGAAGCGAUAUUCAGACGGUUAGGUGAAGUGUCUUACAAAUAUGAUGUUUAUAGUUACGGGAUGUUGAUUUUCUACAUGGUUGGAGGAAGAAACAAUGUUGGUCUUACAGUUUCUGAUAUUAGUAGCGUGUAUUUUCCAGAUUCCAUUUAUCAAUAUUUGGAAUUAGAUAAAGAUCUAAGGAUUUUGGAGACCAAAACAGAGGAAGAAAAACAAAUAGCAAGGAAGAUGGUAAUAGUGAGUUUUUGGUGCAUUCAGAGAAAUCCAACAGAUCGGCCAGCAAUGAGUAAAGUUAUAGAAAUGCUUGAAGGAGACCUUCAUUCCCUCCAGAUUCCACCCAAACCUGAUUGGUCUUCUCCUGCAAGGACUCCUCUACAGUCCACAAAUUUCUAUACAGUAGAGGGGGGUUUUCUUUCAUAAGCUGACGAAUACGAAGACUGUGGAGAGCUAUUCGAAUGCAGGGACACCAGGGGAAUAGGUUAUCAAUUCUGGGGAUCAAAUUACUGACCGGUGCCAAAAUUUCAGUUGAAUUGUACCGACGACGUCAUAGAGAUCAGGAUCUCUUCCUUGAAUUAUCGAGUCUCGAAAUCAAUGCAAGCGCACAUGCUCUCAGCGCUGUUAGGAUGGAUUACUGGAACAGUGUUUUGUCCCAAAAACCGAAACAGCCUUUCCAUGAAUCAACCUUGGAUUUGAGCUUCUUCAUUUAUACUUUGGAUGCUCGACAACUGAGGUUGUAGUAAUACUAUGGAUGCCGCGAUUCUCUUGUUUCAACACAGUGCGAUUGCAGUGAAUUCGGAUCAAAAUCAAAUACCAUUAAUUACUUUGUUUUACAUGACUACUUCCGUGGCACAAAGUUUUGGCCUACCAAGUGGAAUGUGCAACACUGGACCAUA